CUUCACCAACCAACGACCUCGUAUCGAUCCAUUCACUUGGCAUUUCAAGCGUGCGGCACAGAUCGCCGCAGUUUUCAGGCAACAGAAUACCACUUGACAUCAUUCGUUCUCUGUUCACAACAUCCUCCUGUUGCUGUUCCAUCCAACCCUCACCACGCGUUCUCGUCUCCUCCCGCACCACCACAUCUCUUUCUUCGGUGCCUAAUUGCCAGGUCUGUUUGUCUCCGUCCGAAAUCAACAGCAAUGUGAUCAUGCCCUACGAUCCAGACGAUUUGUACACAGCAGAACCGAAGCUCUUAUCACUCGACUGCUUUCCCGUCUUCUUCGUUCAACCAGCUGCCCCUCCAGACUACGAUCUCAUCAUGGCUGGAAACACUCGCUAUCACCGAAUCUCAGAGGACAAUCGCGCCUCAAUGGAAUCAUCCAACCCCGAGCUUGAUGCUGGGCUUCUCCUCCUCGAUCCUACUCGAGAUGACGACGGAAACCCACCCCCGAAGAAAUCAUACAAUUUCUCCUACCACCCAACAUUGCUGUUUCGUUUCAUCGCCAUAUGUCUCUUCAUUCCCAGCUUCGCCAUGCUCGUUGUCACUGAUCGACCCCGAAACCUGUCGGCUAUCAUCUUCAUCUGCAUCUCUUUCGUGCGAAACAUCCUCGUGAUCCUCCAUUGGAUCUGUUCCAAGCGUCUUCGAAUCAGGUUCUCAAUCGAGCUCCGAAAUCGAGGCCCAGUUGUGGGCAAGCCUAAGAGAGGUUGUCCCGCAUGGCUGAAGCACGGCUUGCUGCAUAUUCUGAUCGAUUUCAUCUUGGUGGUGGUCACGCUGAUUACUACUAUUAUUGCCAAUUCGGGCGCGAAUAAUUGGUAUUGGAGAUCACGUCACAAUGGAUUGGUUUUGCCUGCAUGUGUGCUGUCUUAUAUCGGAAAUGCUUUUUACUUGCUUUCUUUCAUUGAUCUGGGAAAGCCAAACAGUAUCACGAUCAACAGUGGCAUUGUCUUUGACUACGGCAAGGGCAACGAUGAUGAUCAGCCUAGUCAGCCGCCGCAACCGCAGUUUUACAGAGAUGUCGAGGCUGCUGGCGGUCUUGGUGCCGACAGUCGAAAGACGGGUGCUGACUCUCCUGUCAUUAUUUAAGCGGUCCACAAGAUAGUGUACACCAUUUCGGCUUGUCGACCGUGGAUGGAUCAUCAAAGCUGGGUUUCAAGGGUCUCUGGGCAGGCGGACGAGUUACAGAUGGAAAUAUGAAAGGGGUUCACCGUUCGGGCACGGAAUCGGGAGUUACAUUGGUGUUUGGGUUGAUUGUUCAUUGCUGGGAUAAGCGUUGGGAUACGGUGCAUUUCCUUGGUGCUUGAUGAGAUAGAAGGGUGAUUGGCAGGUGACAAUUGACCGUUAUGGCGAUAUCACAGUGUAUGAUGACAAUCAAAACUAUUCCUACACGAGUUCCAGAUUGUUAGCACCAUAGAAAGAUCCAUUACGUUGAGUCUAUG
Messenger RNA from Mollisia scopiformis, 1480 nucleotides. RefSeq lists its product as uncharacterized. The record is from RefSeq and is a predicted model, not a curated record. The coding region runs from base 252 to 1127 and encodes 291 amino acids. The transcript has 2 exons. NCBI's taxonomy places the organism in Eukaryota, Fungi, Ascomycota, Leotiomycetes, Helotiales, Mollisiaceae.